AUGAUUCCGGUCGCCGGGACGUGCGGAUUGAAUCGGCUGGCCGCUUCCGCGGGCCCCAGGCUUCCAAUCGUUGAGGCGAGCGUCCGGCAGCACAGGGGCAUCGGCCAUCUGCCGUGCCGCGCCAACGGCAUGCGAACAAGGAAACAGUGGCAGCUGGUGGCCCGUGCCAUGGAUGGCAGUUCUGAAGCAGGGGCAAGUGUGUCUGGCAAGGAGAGCGAACGCAGCUCACUUGUGAAUGAAGAAGUGGUGUUGUUCCUGUUCCAGCUGCAGUUGGACACUGAGCUGCAGCGAGCCCUUAACUAUGAGGCCUUCGAGGCUGCAAGGGAUAUUCGGGCACGGAGGGAACAGGUGGACAAGGCGGUGGCCUCCCUUCAGGAUGUGAAGGGAGAAGGCUCUGGGGCAAAGGGAGCGGCACAAGUGGAGGUGGCAGACGUGACGUCACAGGGCGUCAGGUUGAGAUCUGAGCUGCAGAAGGCAGUUGACGAUGAGAGAUACGCAGAUGCUGCAGAGAUCCGCGACCGCCUGAACGAACUGGAGGCAGCGAGCCGCAAGGCGGCGGAGUCUGCUUCCGAAGUCCACAGCGUGCCUCAAUUUCGCUUGGGCAAGCGUGUUAAGCACAUGGAAAAGGGCUACAGUGGGGUGGUGUGUGGGUGGGACGUCCAGUGCUGCGAGAGCACCGCCUGGCAAGCAGACAACAGCGUGGAUGGCUUGAUUGCAGGGCUCAAGCAGCCUUUCUACCAUGUCCUGGUGGAUGAGCGCGAGUGGAGUCCCAAUCCGAACGUCGCCCCCGUGGCUUACGUCCCGGAAGAGUAUCUGACGGCCCCCGAGCUCGAGGAGUCGACGUGGAUAGAAAUGCACGGGGAGGGCGCCUUCAAGCACCCCUUUGCGACGAUGUUGUUCCUUGGGACCGACGCGGCGGGCGACCUCAUUCCAUGCCAGCAACUGAGGAGCAAGUACAACGCUGAAAGGCGGGAUGUGUAUCCGCCGGGCGACGGCGAUGACGAUCCCGACAAUAAGCUGGGCGAGGGACGUGGGGAUUCUGGGCCCCAGGGGCCAAACUUUCCGGGAAUCGAUAUGGACUCGCUGCGCUGA
This is a messenger RNA of Ostreobium quekettii, 1092 nucleotides long. NCBI's taxonomy places the organism in Eukaryota, Viridiplantae, Chlorophyta, Ulvophyceae, Bryopsidales, Ostreobiaceae. The record is from the annotation of a GenBank genome assembly.